CUUGUACAGGUACAGGUGAAACAGGUGGAUGUCUCAGUUAUCUGGACUCUACUUCAGCAGCAGGUUACACACACAUCACUACAUAGUGACUGCAACACACAACCGAGCACAAUGAGUGCAGAUGGAAAAAAGCAACUCCCUCCCUACAUCAUACCAGAAGGUCAAGGUCAAAGUCAAGGGGAUGGAGUGACGGUUUACAAGGUCCACAGCCCCUUCGAUUUUCAGAACCACGGGACCAACGCGGCUAAUGCCCAGCCAGUCUUCACCAGUGGAGGCGGAGGUCUUGGUUCAGGUCUGGAAACUGGCGAUGGCAAAAGACGGUUCGUGAGCUACGAUGCAGCACUCGGGGAUUCUCCAGGAAUGACGUCCUGCACGUCCUGCCAGCAACAGGUCAUGACCAAUGUCACCUACAAAGCAGGGACGUACGCCUGGCUCAUGUGCUUACUCUUCAUCUGCUGCGGGUUAGUCCUGUGCUGCUGCCUGAUUCCCUUCUUCAUGAAGAGGUUCAAGGACGCGUACCACACGUGCCCCCGCUGCAACAGAGUGCUGCAUGUGGAGAAGAGGAAAUGCUGUAAAUAAAUGACGAGCAUGAGGGGCAGAAAUGGACCCAUAGAAAUAUGAAAUAACAUCCCGCUACCUCUGCCUGUGUUAGGGAUGUUCAUGUUUAUUUCUAUGGGUGUGCAGUGGCAUAAGCCUAUCUGAUAUCAUACAUCAUAUUAUCUGCAAACAGACUGGGAGUGAUUGCACUGUCAAAAGUUCUGACAAGUUAAAUCGAGCACGCCCUUUUUGCACUUUUUGUAAGCAGUUUUUUUUUUGUCUCAGCAGAGAAAAACUUGUUAUUCUUCCCAGAAACAUAUGCAUACAUAAUGUUAUUAAAAUGAAGGCUUGUACAUACACUUCAACAAAUAUUCUAUUUUUAAAGGGAUUGUGGAUUUGAAAUAAAACAGACCAGUCUCCUAUUUUAUGGUAUAAAACAGUCCUAAUAAAAAAAGAAGCCAACGCAAUGGAUAAAACCAGAGACCUUUUUGUUAGUCAAAAAUUAAACGUAGAGAAUAUUUAAAUCCAGUGUGACUCCUUUUGUGUUAUAUUUAUAUGUUUACACCUCAUUUAACUCUUUUAUUCUAACAUUAUGGGAUGACGGGUGAUGUGAGUGAGCAGCAAAUUCAAAGAAAAGUUUAUAUAAAGCACAGCAGCAGGAGGAUGUAGAUAUAAUUAUCUUUAGCUCGAUCUUUACCUCUGAAGAAAGAUGUCACUUUGAUGCAUAACAAUGCAAAGAACAAUGCAAUAUUAAAGCAAGACUACACUAUGAUGGGAUGUGUUCAGUGGCAGCGGCAGUCAACCUCUCGGUGACCAUCUCCUGUGUUGAACUAACAUCUACUAAGAAAUAUAAUAUAUUUCUUUUUGUCUGAUUGCUUCGUUGUUCUAGCGCAUGAAAGAUUUCAAGAAAGCAGGAAAAUUGUUAUGCGGGAUGUGACUCGUCUGCACAUUUUCCACAAAAUGAAACCUAGUAUGUUUGGACUUCUGUUAUGUGCUAUUAUUAUCUAUUUUAUAUCAUUAUUUCCUUAAUAAAAGUACACUAGAUGAUAUAUGACA
This is a messenger RNA of Labrus mixtus (cuckoo wrasse), 1593 nucleotides long. It is a transcript of the gene litafd, whose product is annotated as Lipopolysaccharide-induced tumor necrosis factor-alpha factor homolog-like. NCBI's taxonomy places the organism in Eukaryota, Metazoa, Chordata, Actinopteri, Labriformes, Labridae. Gene Ontology annotation, molecular function: zinc ion binding. The coding region runs from base 112 to 579 and encodes 155 amino acids. The record is from RefSeq and is a predicted model, not a curated record. The transcript is spliced from 5 exons.